Molecule: messenger RNA, 810 nt
Organism: Aureobasidium melanogenum CBS 110374
Lineage: Eukaryota; Fungi; Ascomycota; Dothideomycetes; Dothideales; Saccotheciaceae
Exons: 1
Coding region: 1-810 (269 amino acids)
Biological process (GO): protein phosphorylation
Molecular function (GO): ATP binding; protein kinase activity
Source: RefSeq, a predicted model, not a curated record
AUGGACAUCCUCGACUGUGCCGAAUUCUAUGCGUUCGACCAAGGAAGCAUCCUAUUCCAGUACACGAGGGUUCUCUUUCACCAGGACUCCAGAAUCUUUCUCGGUCAAUACUCAGGACGAAAAACUGCUAUCGGAACAAAUCUGGACAUCGAAAGACUUUCCGCUAUACAAGAGAUACUCCCCGAGAUGUACCGUCCACAGGAUUUGGACAACUACAUCCAUUCCUCAAAAUUUCAAGUUGAGGGAGUGCACAUCAAACGGCCAAACUUGUUACAGUUCGAUGGCACGCCUCAUCUGGCGGAACUCAUGCUUGUCGAUCUAAAAGCUUGCGAGAUCCUACAUCAACAUCCACACGUGAAUAUCGCGAGAUACUUAGGAUGUCUCAAGGAGGAUGGGAAAGUCGCUGCAUUGUGCUUCUCGAAGUACAAGGAGACCUUGAUGGACAAACUCAAUCCAGAGGGUCUUAGUAAGGUUGACUUCAUCAACACUGCAGCGGAAGCUAGGUCAGCAGCUUCCCAGAGGUAUCUGCCUCGUAUCGAGCAAGCAGUACGACACAUACACGAGCUGGGACUAGCACACAAUGACAUCAACCCGGAGAAUAUCAUGAUAGAUUCGGAGGAUAAUCCCGUCCUCAUUGACUUCGACUCAUGUGUAGAGCAAGGUUCACCAUUGUCAGGUAUCAAACGUACUUUAGGAUGGUAUGACGAAUCGAUUGAGGUCUCAAGACCUGAGAACGAUUGGCGCGCACUGAAGGAGAUCAGGACGUGGCUUGAAGCUUCGACUGCUGAGAGUUUCUCGUUUGGCUAUUGA